AGGCCAUCGAGCCGCAGUCCUCCAGCAUUCCUAGAGCGACAGUCAAGUGCGCCGCGGAGCGAGAGCGGCCGCUCAGUAAAGAGCUAACAAGCUGCUUGAAAGCUUUUGGCUUUUCCCGUGGGUCCUUGGAGGGAAAUACUAAUAUACUUAUGGGCUCCCCAGAUGAUUCAGCAGUAAAGAAUUCACCUGCAGUGCAGGAGAUGCAAGAGACCCGGGUUCGAUUCCUGGGUCAGGAAGAUCCUCUGGAGGGAGGACAUGGCAGCCCGCUCCAGUAUUCUUGCCUGGAAAAUCCUGUGGACAGAGAAGCCUGGCGGUCUACAGUCCAUAGGGUUGCAAAAAGUCGGAUGCUACUGAGCACGAUAUAGUUAUGGACAAGGAGACAUGGAAAGUUUUGGGGUUUUCUGUUUGUUUUGGUUUUAAUUUUUGGCUGUGGAUGCGUCUUCAUUGCUGUGUGCAAGGCUUUCUCUAGUAGCAGUGAGUGAGGACUACUCUCUCCAGUUGAGAUGCCCUCAUUUACCUCAAAACAUGUCUCUGAAUUAGGUAUUAUCUUCAUUUUACAAAUGAGUAAACAGUGUAGUGACAGAGUUGGAUUGGAACCCAGGCCCCUUGUCUCCUGGAUUCUACUGUCUUUGUUUUUCUACCUUUCUGGUUGUUCCUUCUUACUUCUCUUCCUUACAUGUAGGUGUUUCCCAGGUUCCAGCCCCACUUACCCUUUUCCCAGCCAUAACUAACAACUACCCUGAACAUGUGAGGUUUUCCAACAGCUCUGCGCUCAGGUUUUUCUCUGUCUGGAAAACCCUUUCUGUAUUUUCUUGUCUGACUUUCACAUGUCUUUUACGAGUCAGAAGGGCUCACCUUCAAGAGGCCUUUUCUGACCUGCUAACAGGGAUUAAGUGUCUUACCACUGAGCUCUGCUAGCAUCCUGUGUCUACCUUCACCGUGGCACUUAAUACAUGCAACUGUAAUUGCUUAUUUACUUGAUUUCUUGUGGGGCAGAGGGCUAUAGAGGCCAGAGGUUAUUUCAUCUCUGUAUCUCCAGCAACUAAGAGUGUGGCACCUAGACAAUAAAUGAGGGGUAUCCCUGAGGAGGCAGUCAAAAGAAAGUUGCCCAAAAUAGAGCAGUCUGAAGGUGGGGAUGGCGACAGCAUGGGGAACCGUUCCUUCCCUGGCUCCUGUGAACCUGAAGAAGGAGGGGCUUCAGGUGGUGAAGGAGGAUCACCUCUCUGCUCGGGAACGGGGAGUCAAACUGCAGGGAAACGGCACAGGCUUCGGGCAGGAGCCCUUGUGUAAGCGGUUCAGGCAGUUGCGCUAUGAAGAGACCACAGGACCUCGAGAGGCACUGAGCCGGCUCCGGGAACUCUGCCGACAAUGGCUACAGCCUGAGACCCACACCAAGGAGCAGAUCCUGGAGCUGCUGGUGCUGGAGCAGUUCCUGACCAUCUUGCCGGAGGAGCUCCAGGCCCGGUUGCGGGAGCAUCACCUGGAGAGCGGGGAAGAUGCGGUGGUUUUCCUGGAGGAUUUGCAGCCAGAGCUGGGAGGAACAGGACAACAGGAGGACCCAAACCAGGCAAAGAAACAGGAAGUGCUCAUGGAGGAGACAGCCCCUGGAAAAGCCAUGCCAGAACGGCAGGUCCAACCUGAAGGUGACAUUCCACAGCCCGAGAGAGAGAAGGGGGAGGCGAAAAGGAUUGAGAAUGGGAAGCUGGUUGUAGAGACAGACUCCUGUGGAAGAGUGGAAUCAUCUGGGAAACCAUCUGAACCCAUGGAGGUUCAUUACAAGGACUCUAACUUGGAUAGGCAGCAGGCUGAGCCCAAGGAGAAGACUGACUGUAAAUGCUCAGAAUAUGGGCAGGGGUUCUUCCAGCAUUCAGACCUGAUUAAGCAUGAAAGUUCACACAAGAAAGAAAAACUCUGUGAAGCUGAAGUGUGUCAGAGUUUGAGUCUUCCUGGACAUCAGAAAAUUUGCUCUAGAGAAAAAGGUCAUCAGUGUCAUGAAUGUGGGAAAGCCUUUCAGAGAAGUUCACACCUUGUCAGACAUCAGAAAAUCCAUCUUGGUGAGAAGCCUUAUCAGUGCAAGGAGUGUGGGAAAGUCUUUAGCCAGAAUGCAGGCCUUUUGGAACAUCUCAGGAUCCAUACUGGAGAGAAACCUUAUCUAUGUAUCCACUGUGGAAAGAACUUUCGGCGCAGCUCCCACCUUAAUCGACACCAGAGAAUUCACAGUCAGGAAGAGCCCUGUCAGUGCAAAGAGUGUGGGAAAACCUUUAGUCAGGCCCUUCUCCUCACCCACCAUCAGAGAAUCCACAGCCGCUCCAAAAGCCACCAGUGUAAUGAGUGUGGGAAAACCUUCAGUUUGACCUCAGACCUUAUUCGACACCACAGGAUUCACACUGGAGAAAAACCUUUCAAGUGUACUAUUUGCCAGAAAGCCUUCCGAUUAAACUCCCAUCUUGCUCAGCAUGUGAGAAUCCACAACGAGGAAAAACCCUACAAGUGUAAUGAAUGUGGAGAAGCCUUCAGGCAGAGGUCCGGUCUUUUUCAACAUCAGAGAUACCACCACAAAGACAGACUGGCUUGAUGAAGUGUCCUCUCCUUAUGGACCAUCAGAGACAGUACGUUAAUAAGCAGCACUUCAGGAAAAGUCAUUCUAGCCAUUCUGGCAGAGAAUUGGGGGCCAAGUUGAAGGCUUUCUGCCUGCACUCUUAUUUUCCUUGUAGUCAGCUUUGGGCCACAAUAUUUUGACCCUAGAUGGUACUGUGGGAUCAAAGGUAAAAGCAUUCUUCACUGCAGGACUUCUCAGAGCCUGUAACAUGGUAAAUGUGUAGUUAUGUGUCUCCAAGUAGCAGAGAGUCUCAUGAUCAAGGGCUUGAAGUCAUCAAUGAGUCAAGUAUGUAUAGAUUUAUAGAUUUAAGCAGAAGAAGAGAGGGUUGAUAUUUUUGCACAUGCUGCAGCAGCAGUCUCCUAUACAAAAAAAAAAAAAAAAAAAGACUUUGGAAUACCACACUGAAAGGUACCUUUUAAUUUUUUUUUUUUUUUUUUGCUGCAUUGCACAGCACAUGGGAUCUUAGUUCUCUGACCAGGGAUCAAACCCAUGCCCCCUGCAUUGGGAGCGCAGACUUCCACCGGACUGCCAGGGAAGUCCCUCAAAGGUAUCUUAAAGUGCAGGUUAUUAAUGGUAAACAUUUUUCCCCACUGAUUUUACUACCCCAUCCCCACCCCAAUCAGCAGAAACAUUUUGGAAAGCAAUGAUGAUCUAAUUUUACCAUUUCCCAGCCCCAUCCCUGCCGUGUAUACCUCAUUGAUUCAAAUUAGAAACUAAAGUUUUAUUUAGACUAUGGAAGAGAUUUGGUAAGUUAUUUGAAUGAACCAGGCUGAAUUAAUCCAAGUAGCAACUAUCUUACUUGAUAACUUCAGUAUUAGUAGAGUGGCUCCUGCAUAGCAACUUUGAUAAAUGUCUGGGGAAAGAAAUUGGAUUUUUUUCCUUUAAUACUGAUGAUGUAACUUUAAAAUGCUGUUUGUUCUGGAAUUUUGAAAGUCAAGUAAUAAAAUCAGCUUGGAAGAGA
Molecule: messenger RNA, 3560 nt
Organism: Bubalus bubalis (water buffalo)
Lineage: Eukaryota; Metazoa; Chordata; Mammalia; Artiodactyla; Bovidae
Gene: ZSCAN26
Product: zinc finger and SCAN domain containing 26
Exons: 5
Coding region: 1136-2575 (479 amino acids)
Biological process (GO): regulation of transcription by RNA polymerase II
Molecular function (GO): DNA-binding transcription factor activity, RNA polymerase II-specific; RNA polymerase II cis-regulatory region sequence-specific DNA binding
Source: RefSeq, a predicted model, not a curated record